This is a messenger RNA of Moneuplotes crassus, 1616 nucleotides long. The record is from the annotation of a GenBank genome assembly. Lineage: Eukaryota; Ciliophora; Spirotrichea; Euplotida; Euplotidae.
AAAAAAUGUUUAUAAUCUUCAUCGACAGUCUCACUCUCUCUUCCUCACAGAAGGAAUGUAGUGGUUUUGAAGAAGGAUUGGAAGGAAGUGUACAGAAUAUAAGAGAAAUAGAAGAGAUUUUAGUGGAGAAGGGAGGUUUAGUUGGGGUAAAGAAGAAUGAGGAUUUUGAAUGGGUAAGAGGAUUGGAACAGAAAGGAGUGAUAGUGUGAUUGGUUGGGGAAUUAGGCCAGAUUUGUAUGGCAUAUGCUGCUGUGAAGGAAAGUUUAGGAGAUGAGAAGGUGUUCAAGGAGAUCCUGUGCUGUGAAGAGGAAGAUGUUGAAGAGAAGUUGAGAGCUAAGGUUGAAGAAUUUGGAAAACAAGGGAUAUAUCCGUAUGAGAUGUGCAUGAUUAGUGGGAAUGCGAAGAAAUGGCUUAUCCCAGCAAGAAAGAUUGGGGUUAGAACAGUUUUUAAUGUUCAAGAUUUUGGGUUUAAGGAAAGAGAAGAGAAAGGAUUUCAGCCUGAUAUUGAUAUGAUCAGCUUUGCUCAAUUAGAAUCGGCUUUUCAGGUUUUACACUUGGAUAAUGAAGUGCUGAAAAAUAUUCCAAAUUUUGAAGAAGAAAAGAUAGAUAUUGAUGAUUUUUAUGGCUCUCUUCCCUCAAGCAAACUUAUCAAUGUUGGCAUUGUUUAUCUUCACGAAAAGAAUCCUCCAUCUAAACUCUGCAAAAAUGGACUAGUCCUUCACAGUGAAAACAUAAAGUUUAGUUAUUUUCACAAAGAGUCGAAGAAUAUCGAUUUGGUGAUUCAUAAAUCACAAGACUUUUACGGUGAACUCUAUGAAGAAUUAGACACUACGCAUCUAAAAGACCUUGAAGUAUUUUGUGAAGAAAGAAGUAUCCCCUUAAUUGACCACUCAAGUCAAAUUGUUCCGUUCCUUUACAGGAGUAGUAUCCAAGUAGAGCUGCAAAAGGCAUUGAGUUCUGAAGAAUUCCAGACACUAUCAUCCAACUUGGGCGUAAAAGUCUCCCUCCCACCAUUCUGUACUCUAAAGAAGAAUCCUGAUACAAGCUUGGAGCAGAUUAUGGAUAAGUUGGAGGAGAACAAGGUUGCUUUCCCCAUAGUUGUCAAGAAAGACAGGUGCUUCGUGAAAGUCCUACCUCAUGAGAAAUAUUUCACCUCUGAGUUGGAAUCAUUCAGGGAUAUCCCUGAAGGAGUUUAUCAGGUAGAAUCAUUGAUACCUCAUUUUGAAAAUUCCUUGAUGAAAUGCUAUUGUCUCUUGUUCAGAGGGACUGCAGAAGGUGAAUGUAUUAUUAGGACAGAUUACAGCAUUCCUAAUUCAUACUUCAAAGAAACAGUUCGAGUAGUGAAGAACAAUAAAUAGCGGCAGAGGAAAGGAUAUCCAAGGCGAAGUUGAAGUUGAUCAAGAAGCUCUUAAGAAAGUGUGCUUUGAGUUAAACAAGCAACUAGGAAUUUCAAUUGCAGGGUAUGAUUUCAUAGUAUCACUAGAAGAUCCGAAAUUAUUCUACCUAAUAGACCUAAACUACUUCUCUAUCCUCAGUGGAUGUGGUCAGAAAAGAGUAUCAGAUGCUUUCCAUAAAUGCAUCAGAGAAUUUUGUGCAUAAUUCCCAGAGUUCAACCA